CUGUGGUACACAUGUACUGACCGCGCACCUGCUGAGAAUAGCAGUCACUUAUCAAAGAUGCUGGCACAGAAGAUGAUGCGGAUACCCGCAGAGGCAACUCGCAAGAUAAUGAGAAGCACAUUGUCCUUGACGUAUACUUUGAAGAAACCAAAUACCAAUGAAUAUUCAUCGAGGUCAGCGGACGAAAAACGACUUUACUGGAACGACCAGGAUCAAAGUGGGAAUAAAUCUGUGUACUGCAUGCAGUUUGAUGUUUCUGGUCUCACAGAAAAUGAACUAUCUACAUUCACUAAGACCUUGCACAAUGACGUGUCCAGCAUGAAACCGGAUAUUGUCUACAUACAACAAACUAAAGAGGGUAUUUACUCGGAAGAAAUCGGACUCGGGAUGAAGAGAUUGGGAUACGACGGCUACAUACAGAAGGUUACACCCGAACUAAAACAGGCUACAUUCUUCCGUUCAAAGCUCCUUCAUGGUUUACAGAGCAGCCCGAAUGUUUUAAACACAACGACGACUGGUUAAAUGAAUUAUGAAAUGUUAUUGGUCAGAUUCACAUGCCCAAUUCCCAUUGGCUCUUCAUAAUUUCGUGGAUGAUGUUGAGCAUCGUAAUCUUCCUAAGAGCGAGGAUCCCAUUGGUCACCAAGGAUGUCACAUGUCACCUUUUGCUCACUAUUAAUACCAUCCCCUGGAUAAGAUAAGAGAGUAGUGCGACGACAAGUAUCACUAAAACAAGUAAAUCAUAUAUUUAUUUUUCAAGGUACGCUUGAAAAUGAUUUAAUUUUAAGCAUAUAUAUGUGUUUAAAUCCUACACGUUUGAGAGCUAACACUAUCAUUACAAGGAGACAUAAAUUCAUGAAUGAUUGUUUCCGCCAUGUUAAAGCAAAAGAAGAUGGGUGUACAUAUGUAGCUUUCAGCUGUGUUCAGUACUAUUCAACUAUCAGUAAUCUGUUUAUAGCCUUUGUUUUUCAACAUUUAUUUACAUUGUUUUUAAUACAAUUAACAUGAUAUGUAAUAUGUGUUGAAAUAAAUUGUUUUCGAAUUAUA
Molecule: messenger RNA, 1044 nt
Organism: Saccostrea echinata
Lineage: Eukaryota; Metazoa; Mollusca; Bivalvia; Ostreida; Ostreidae
Exons: 3
Coding region: 58-522 (154 amino acids)
Source: RefSeq, a predicted model, not a curated record